Messenger RNA from Cetraspora pellucida, 370 nucleotides. Lineage: Eukaryota; Fungi; Glomeromycota; Glomeromycetes; Diversisporales; Gigasporaceae. The record is from the annotation of a GenBank genome assembly.
GAUGCGCGAGGGGAUCAAUGCGAUUAUUAUAGCAAACUUCUUAACUCUGUAGAACUUAUAAAUCCACGAUGUAAAACAGAUAAUAGUACACCUAUUACAAGAAAAUCGAAUCACAUGUUUAUAGAUUUAUCAAGGUUACAACCAAAAGUUGAAAAUUGGAUAGAAAAGACUAGUAUUAAGGGGUUAAAACCUCGCUGUAUUACACGUGAUCUUAGCUGGGACACUCCAGUGCCACUCGAAGAAAUGAAAGGAAAAGUGUUUUAUAUUUGGUUUUUUGCAUCUAUCGGGGUAUUUGGUGACGAUGCAAAGGAUACCGGAAUACCUGUUUCUGUCUGGAGAUAUUAUUUGAUUUCAUGCCGUCCUGAAACAA